UCGGGGGAAAGGGAUGAAUGUUAAUUUCAAAGAUGGCGGCGGAGGGAGGAGGGAAGGAGAUGAACGAAAUCAAAACUCAGUUCACCACCCGGGAAGGCGUCUACAAACUCCUCACACACUCCGAAUACAGCCGUCCCAAUAGAGUGCCUUUUAACUCGCAGGGCUCCAACCCGGUCAAGGUCUCCUUCGUCAACGUCAACGACCAGUCGGGAAACGGCGACAGGAUCUGUUUCAAUGUGGGCCGUGAGCUUUACUUCUACAUCUACAAAGGCGUCCGAAAGGCCGCCGACCUGAGCAAGCCCAUCGACAAGCGCAUCUACAAGGGAACACAGCCCACCUGUCACGACUUCAACCACCUCACCGCCACGGCCGAGAGCGUUUCGCUUCUGGUGGGCUUCUCUGCCGGGCAAGUGCAGCUCAUCGACCCCAUCAAGAAGGAGACGAGCAAGCUCUUCAACGAGGAGAGACUAAUAGACAAGUCCAGGGUGACCUGCGUGAAGUGGGUCCCGGGCUCCGAGAGCCUCUUCCUGGUGUCGCACGCCAGCGGCAACAUGUACCUGUACAACGUGGAGCACACGUGCGGCACAACGGCGCCGCACUACCAGCUCCUCAAGCAGGGCGACAGCUACUCGGUGCACACCUGCAAGAGCAAAUCCACGCGGAACCCGCUGCUCAAAUGGACGGUAGGCGAGGGGGCCCUCAACGAGUUAGCCUUCUCCCCGGACGGCAAGUUCCUGGCGUGCGUGAGUCAGGACGGCUUCCUGCGCGUCUUUAACUUUGACGCGGUGGAGCUGCACGGCACCAUGAAGAGCUACUUUGGCGGCCUGCUGUGCGUAUGCUGGAGCCCCGACGGCAAGUACAUCGUGGCGGGCGGCGAGGACGACCUGGUCACCGUCUGGUCCUUCCUGGACUGCCGGGUGAUCGCCCGCGGCCACGGCCACAAGUCGUGGGUGAGCGUGGUGGCCUUCGACCACUACACCACCAGCGUGGAGGAGAGCGACCCUCUGGAGUUCAGCGGCAGCGACGAGGACUUCCAGGAGCACUUGGCCAACUCGGGGCGGGACCGCGCCAACAGCACGCAGUCGCGCCUCUCCAAGCGCAACUCCACCGAGAGCCGACCCGUCAGCGUUACGUACCGCUUCGGCUCGGUGGGCCAGGACACUCAGCUGUGCCUGUGGGACCUCACUGAGGACAUCCUGUUCCCGCACUUGCCUCUUUCGCGGACACGGACGCACACCAACGUGAUGAACGCCACCAUCUCGCCGCCCGGCUCCACCAUACUCCCUUCCGGUACAAACGCCACCAACGGAAGCACCGGCGGAGCCGUCACUCCCGCUGUGAACUCCGUCUCUAGUGCGAUCCCGCGUUCCAACAGCCUGCCCCAUUCCACCUCUUCCGGCGCCGCCACCACCGCAACCGGCGUGUCCAAUAACGCGAACAAGCCGGGCGGCCUGAUGGACGGCGCCAUCGCCACGGGCGUCAGCAAGUUCGCCACGCUGUCGCUGCACGAGCGCAAAGAGCGCCACCACGACAAGGACCACAAGCGCAACCACAGCAUGGGCCACAUCAGCAGCAAGAGCAGCGACAAGCUCAACGUACUGACCAAGAGCAAGACGGACGCCGCCAAGACGCUGGGCACGCCGCUCUGCCCGCGCAUGGAGGACGUGCCGUUGCUCGAACCCCUCAUCUGUAAAAAGAUAGCGCACGAGAGGCUGACUGUGCUCAUUUUUUUAGAGGACUGCUUAGUGACUGCUUGUCAGGAAGGAUUUAUUUGCACGUGGGCCAGGCCGGGCAAAGUGGUGAGUUCUUUUUAACGCAGGGCCGACCCACGCGUGCGUCUCUCUGCAACUGACAAGCUCGUAGCAAUUCCAAGAUAUGAGUUGCAUAUCACAUGGCCUUCCCCCCCCCCCCCCCCCAUCCCUUCCCCCAGCUGCUCCUAUGCCAAAUCGCUAGAAAGACGAUCCUUUUGCGUUAGCGCAUCCUAUCGUGCGGUGUUUCCCAACCAGGAAAAUCUCAAGGGACACCACCAAGCUAAAAUGUCACCAAAAGUCCAUUAAGUUUAAUUUACACCAAGUUUAAUUGUACACUAUCGCCAUGUGGUGGAGGAGGAUUUAAUUAUUGUGUGUCUUCACCGACAUGUUGGGUGACUUUCCGCACCUUGGUGGUUGGGAAUCACCGCUCAGCUACUUUGCUCCGAACAAUCUCGUAUGCACUUCCGCGUGUGCUGACAGCUUAAGUCGUGUUGCAGUGCAGAAGGCGCCUUUAAAAAAUAAAAAAGUACUUCCAUCAAACCUCAGGCAGGGAUGAGCCAAUGAGGAUUCAUUUUUCACAAAAUGUCCCUUCCAAAUUUUCAAUGCACAAAUCGUAGGAAAAAUAUCUGACAAAAGAGUCGAAAGAUGAAUAUAUAUAAAAAGAAAUGUCGGUUAUAUUUUUAGUAUGUGCUGAAUGCCGUAAUUAUCCAAAUGAAACCAUUGACACUGAAAAUGGUGGAAUGCCAUUGUCAUUUCUUUCUGUUAUGAUUUGAGGAUGGCAAGGAGGUCCCAAAAAGUGUUAUGAGGCCUUGAUUUGAAAAAAAAAAGAAAUUAUAUAUAUAUAUAGAUAGAUAGAUAGAUAGAUAUAUCCUUGCCGAAAUCCUCAUUUCAAUGGCGAAAGUGAAAGUCGAUCACUGUGUCCGUGGCUUGGCCCAAUUUGGUGUUGAGCGCACACGUAAGGGUUGGGAAAAUCUCUCAAUCGGUUCCCCAUGUUUUUUCUAUUUUUAUUUUUUCUGAACAACAAAGUAUAAGUUCUAGAAAAGCUUUCAAUCAGCAAAUGUUUAAAUGCAGAACUGUGAAUAUAUAGGGGCUCACUCUAUUUGAAGUUUUCACUACUCUGAAGCAUUCAGAUGGCAUUAAACGGCUGCUUUUAAUGUCAAUCCCUAAAUGAGCAUAUUUUCCCCCCUUUUUGCUGCAGUUUGUAAAUUCUUUUUUUCCCCUCUUCUCCCAAAUGGAAAUCUCCAGGAUUUAUUGUCCUCCCAAAUCCAGCUCUCCCAACACAAUAAAUCUGCUGCUAAAGACAAAACCCACCCACGCAAGACACUGUCUCAUGCUGCUCUUCAUUUCCUCCGGAGCGAUGCAAAUUUUCCCUCAUUUUUGUAUUUUAGUUUGUUUUUGUAAAGAAAUCCCCUUUUGUCCUGCCUUUAUUGUUAUAACAGCAAUGUUUCCCAACAUCUAUUGAGCUAAGGUGCCUAUAUCAUGAAAAAGUAUUUGCCCUGUUUUUUUUUCUGGCCUGCGGUUCUUGAGAUAUUAUUCUGGGAUCCUUUAUGACCUCCUGGAAGAAUCGUUGUUGUGCUCUUGGGGGGAAUUUAUAUAGGCCGGCUGCUUGUGGGAAGGUUCAUUACUGUUCCACGGUUUCUCCAUCUGUGGCUGUUUAAUGGAGUUCUAAAGCUUUAGGAUUGUCUUUGUGUAACCUGUUUCAGACUGGUAGGUGUCAAUUAUGAAUUCUUGACUGAACACAUCUGGACGUAACUAGUUUCGGGUGUGGUCAGCAAAAAAUGAGCAAGCCACAGUUACUUUCUUAUUUAAGAAAGAGCCAGGUAGCUAAAAAUCACCAUUCAAGAAUUGUAUGAAUACGGAAAUUUAAAAAAAAAAAGGUUAACAUUUCAGAUUACUGCAAACACUUCACAUUAUUUUUGGUCCUAUUAAUGCAAUUGAACAAUGGUUGGGAAUCAGUGCUUUUGAGCAGAGGUGACAAUCUGGGAUGCUUGUUCAAACACGUGGCUAGCCUGAAAAAAUCUGACAGGUUAGUCGUUAUAUUUUCAAAAAAAAAAUUUAAUAGCAAAGGAAAAGGGUUGUCCACCCCUGCCUUAAGAGGAAGACUGCAUUAAGGGGAAAAAGGUUGUUCAACUUACCACAAUACUUUUUACUUAUUUUUACAUUCAUCUCAAAGCUCAUCCAGAGUGAACGGUUUUGUAACUAUUUUCUUUUUUUGUCAAUUUAAUUUAAAACUAGAAGUGUAGCUUAGACUGCUCAGGGGUAUUAGCAUUGAGUGGAGCUGUCUUUUUUUUUUUUUUUUUUUUUUAACACUGGGAAUCUUGCAUCACUUACGUCUGUCUCCCCCAAUGUCCAACCCAAUGACUUGCACUGAUUAUUAUUAUUUUUUUUUUAGUACUAUAUUAGAACAAAAAAAGAGGGAAAGGGACCGUUUUAACGUCCUCGCCCCAACUCCUCCCACAAACAAGGCUAAAAACUGGAUGCUGCAAUUCUAGUCUUUUUAAAGAGAGAAAAGUUUGCACUUAAAGAAGUUUAUUAGAUGGGACAAAAUGGAUUUACAAGUUUUUGUGUUGUGCUCACAGAUGGCUAAUACAGUAGAGGAAAGAAGAUUAAAAGUAUCUAUUGAACAUUUAUUUUAAUAUUGUGUUCAGAUUGAAAUGUGCUCUGUAUCAUAACUGUGUAUAUUGUAAUGAAUUAAUUUGCUGACGGAGGGUUGGGGAGGCCAAACUUACCAUUUCCCCCGUGGGAAGUUUUGUCAUGGAUAGUUAUAUUUCUAAAGCCUAAAGUAUACAUAAUAAUAUUAAAAAUAAUCUUGAAUACA
Molecule: messenger RNA, 4569 nt
Organism: Syngnathus typhle (broad-nosed pipefish)
Lineage: Eukaryota; Metazoa; Chordata; Actinopteri; Syngnathiformes; Syngnathidae
Gene: wdr20a
Product: WD repeat domain 20a
Exons: 3
Coding region: 18-1814 (598 amino acids)
Molecular function (GO): protein binding
Source: RefSeq, a predicted model, not a curated record